Panicum virgatum (switchgrass) is the source of this 1471-nucleotide messenger RNA. RefSeq names its product thrombospondin type-1 domain-containing protein 4-like. The record is from RefSeq and is a predicted model, not a curated record. The transcript is spliced from 6 exons. The coding region runs from base 69 to 866 and encodes 265 amino acids. Lineage: Eukaryota; Viridiplantae; Streptophyta; Magnoliopsida; Poales; Poaceae.
CGCUCGGCCCGCGCCGCGCACGCGCACGGCGCCACUUAACGCCCCCUCCCCUCGCGCCACCCCUGGAGAUGGCAGCGGCGGCGGCGGCGGCGCUGCCGCGGCUGGGCGCGCUGCUGCUCCCCUUCCUCGCCGUCGCGGCCUGCCUCGACGUCCCUUCCCAUGGGUGCUAUUGGACUGGGUGCCAAAGCAAAUGGUUUGGAGUAUGCGCUGCUCGCCACUUCUUGGAUUCUGAAUCAGACGAUUGUGAUGGUCUCUGCAUGGUGUCGAAAAGCCCUCCAUGCCUUCCACUCCACACACAUUUCUAUUGCUGCAAACCAGGAAUCCCAAAGGUAACAAACAAAUGUGGACAUUGCAAGAGCAAGCUGGAUUUUGGCAAAGAGUUUAUAUGCUGCUCUGAUUGCUCUGAUCCAACCAUUAUGGACAAGAAUACCAAACUGGGUUACUGCAAAAGUGGUGCCAACUUAACAAUGCAAUUAAAACCACAAGAAACUUUUCACUGGGUUGCUGGCCCCUGGAUGAUAUGCUCCUCUCCAUGCGAUGGUGGCGUUCGAUAUCGUGAUGUUGCUUGUUAUGGAAGUCUAGAUGAUAGCACGAUCAAACACUACCCUGUGGAUGAUGCAAGCUGUUCUGCAGAUGAAAUGCCUGCAAGACAGGAAGCAUGUAAUCAGCAUAGCUGUAGCGAUCCUGAGAUGACACAGUCGAUGAAUCCCAAGAGAAGUGGAAUGUCCGGUUGGUUGGUAGCAUUGGUUGUUGUCCUAGGUCUUGGUGCAAUUGGUGGCAUUGCAUUUAUCAGCUACACUUAUUAUAGGAGGAGAUCCUCUGGGCCCAGUGGUUUCGUAUAUGUCAUGAUGGAAGCUUAUUCUUGAGGGUUGAGUCAGACUGCCUGUAAGCCUGCGAGCAGUCAGACUGUAGAAAAUAACGAGAAUGGGAGACAAGACAACCGGAAUUUUGGAACGCAAUCUUGCUAUUUCUGAGUACUAAAUAAAGUUUAUUUACAAAACUUUUUGCACGGAUGGAUUGUAAAUCACGAGACGAAUCUAAUGAGCCUAAUUAAUUCAUGAUUAAUUCAUAAUUGGCGAAUGAUUACUAUAGCAUCACUAUUGCAAAUCAUGAAUUAAGUAGACUCAUUAGAUUCGUCUCGCGAUUUACAACCUAUCCGUGCAAAAAAAAAAUUGGAAAUAGACUUCAUUUAGUACUCCAUGUAUAUAUUCAAAUAUUCGGUGUGAUAGUUUUGGGGGUAAAAUUUAUGGAUCUAAACACGGCCUGGUGUGCGGUUUUUGUCGUCAGGAAUGGUUUGUCAAUCCCUUCUAGCUGAUUCAUGUUCAGCCAAGUAGACUGCUGGGUGCAGCUGGGGAGUUUUGCACACGUCUGUAGUUGCCAAGGGUGUGAAUCCAGGAGCUGGGGAUCUGUCAGGAAGGAUGUCUAAUUGGCUGUUAUAAACUGUGGCGUGUGCCAAUGUGCCAUGUGUUCA